AUGUCCUGCCUUCGCGACCCAGCGGAAUAUGUAUCGAAAGCAAAACAUAGAUGGGCCGGUCACAUCAUGAGAAGAAUCGACGAUAGAUGGACUAAAAGAACUCUAGAGUGGAUCCCAAGAGAUGGUAAAUGCCCUCGAGAGAGGCCGCCAACGAGAUGGGGCGACGUGUUCGCUACACGGAUGGACCAGGUGAGAGCUCAGCUGGGUACGGCUCAAGAACCUCGUCAAAGUCACUCACGAAACUUGAGAACAUCUUGGAUGACAAUGGGGGGAACGAAACGAGUGGAAGAGAUGCUGGAACCCGCACGUCCAGUGAAGACGGGCCAUCUAAGUAAGUAA
Messenger RNA from Necator americanus (New World hookworm), 339 nucleotides. RefSeq lists its product as uncharacterized. Bases 1 to 339 code for a protein of 112 amino acids. The transcript has a single exon. NCBI's taxonomy places the organism in Eukaryota, Metazoa, Nematoda, Chromadorea, Rhabditida, Ancylostomatidae. The record is from RefSeq and is a predicted model, not a curated record.